AUGCGGUGGUGCCUCACUCUUCUGGCAUUCUGCUUCUUGGCAGUUGUACAUGCAUUAAGUAGCUCGGGCAGUCGUCUGCUGGUUGUUUUGGAAGAUGCCACAGAAAAGGAAUUAUACUCGAAAUUAUGGGCUGACCUAGAAGCUCGAGGAUAUAACCUCAACUUCGAAUCCCCCAAGAAUGACAAGCUCAACCUGUUCGAGCUCGGAGACCGAGUCUACGACCAUAUGCUUCUCCUGCCUCCCAAGUCAAAGGGCUAUGGACCCUCCCUUACCCCCAAGAAUAUCAUUGAAUUCAUGAACAAGGACGGCAACGUCCUCCUCGCCUUGUCGGGCAAGUCCACAACCGCCAACGCUAUCAGCUCGUUGCUAUUGGAGCUCGAUCUCCAUCUCCCUGUCGAUCGUUCCUCUGUCACCGUCGAUCACUUCAACUACGAUACACUUUCUGCUUCAGAUAAGCAUGAUGUCCUGCUACUCCACCGACCAGGCAAGUUGAGGUCUGACACCAAGGCUUUCUUUGAUGGUGAGGGCGUUGUAGCAUUUCCCAGAGCCGUCCCCCACACCCUGGGCGACGCGAACCCUCUCAUUGCGCCUAUUCUGCGAGCGCCCGCCACUGCGUACAGUUACAACCCCAAGGAGGACGCGUCGUCAGUUGAGGAUGUUGCAGCUACAGGUUCGCAGUUGGCUCUGAUCUCGGCAAUGCAGGCUAGAAACUCCGCUCGGUUCACUCUACUGGGCUCCGUGGAGAGUCUGCAGGAUCAGUGGUUUUCUGCGACUGUCAAGGCUCCCGGCGAUGGGAAGCAGACGAAGACGGUCAACCAGGAGUUCGCCAAGCAGCUUACCGCGUGGACAUUCAAGGAAACCGGAGUGCUCAAGGUCGGAAAGAUCGAGCAUCAUCUGGCUGAAGAUGGUGAAAUCACCCCCGAGAAGCUGAACCCUAAGAUCUAUCGAGUGAAGAAUGAAACUGUCUUUACCAUUGAACUUUCCGAGUACAACUAUGAUCGUUACGUGCCCUUCGAGGUUCCAACUGGCGAUGCCGUCCAGCUUGAGUUUACCAUGCUGUCUCCCUUCCAUCGCCUGAACUUGGAACCCGUCCGUCGAACGGAUAACAGUACAGUUUACAGCACACGAUUCACCACUCCCGAUCAGCAUGGAAUCUUCUCCUUCCGAGUGAACUACAAGCGCCCGUUCCUCACCAACAUCGAAGAAAAACUUGAGGUGACCGUUCGUCAUUUCGCUCAUAACGAGUACCCCCGAAGCUGGAAGAUCAGCGGUGGAUGGGUCUGGAUUGCGGGUCUGUGGUCCGUCAUCGCUGGCUUCUUGGUGUUCGUUGUUGCAUGGCUUUACUCAGCGCCUUCUGCCGCUGCACUGAACACAAAGAAGACGCAAUAA
Aspergillus fischeri NRRL 181 is the source of this 1389-nucleotide messenger RNA. RefSeq names its product dolichyl-diphosphooligosaccharide-protein glycotransferase. Lineage: Eukaryota; Fungi; Ascomycota; Eurotiomycetes; Eurotiales; Aspergillaceae. Gene Ontology annotation, cellular component: oligosaccharyltransferase complex; endoplasmic reticulum membrane. The record is from RefSeq and is a predicted model, not a curated record. The coding region runs from base 1 to 1389 and encodes 462 amino acids. The transcript is spliced from 4 exons.